AUAGAUAUAAAUGUAUUUAAUUGUUAUUUAUUAUUAAAAUAAUAAAUCGUACACCUGCAACUUGGUAAGAAGAUCUUCAAAAUUAACAGGAAUUAAAAUUCAAGUGUAAACCUUUUUUAUUGCAGCAACAAUUUGGUCAAAACUUGAACAGGAAUUAAAAUUCCAGUAUAUAAUAUAUAUAUAUAUAUAGUAUAUAAACAUAGAACUGAAUUGAAUGGAUCGGCCCCAUUGUCUCCGAUACCUGAUCCAGCUAUUUGAGUCAGUAUCGUCCCGAUAUCCGAUCCGGUAUCUGUGUAUCCCUUAUUAAGUGCCAGACUUUUUCUUAUCCAUACAUAGUUUAGGACGGAGCCCAGCUAGCUUUCCCCCCUGUUUCCAGUCUUUAUGCUAAGCUAAGCUAACUGUCUGCUGGCUGUAGCUUCAUAUUUUCUGCACUGGAGAGUGGAGUCAAUUUUCUCAUCUAAUUGCAAGAAAACAAGUAUAUUUCCCAAUUUCCAAUUUAGCGCUUUCAUCUUUAGAUGAACUUUUAUAUUUAAUCCGACACACUUCCAAAGGUGUGAAAUGCUGCUGGUGUUUUUGUGUUGCACAAAAGUGACAUGAACGACUAAACCCUUUAACCCUUUAGGCUGAGAAACACCCCCGAGCCACCAGUUAAUGUUCACCUUACAGAAUCCAUUUACAGGUUCUUUAUGUGAAGAUAUUUUCAACCUGGCUUCAGGUUUUUAUCACAUUACUGGCUGUAAAUUACACACCUUUGGACGUUACACCACAUACCAUUGUGAUAGUUGAUCUCUCAGAGACCUUAGUUACAGAUUACAAGAAACAUUAAAAGAUGUUGACACAACGCUGGAGAAUGUGUUGUGCAUGUUAACGGCAAAAUUAGUUUUCCUCUCGCAGAGGCGACCGUUGGGUUCAGAAAAGUGUGGGCAGUGCAGCUUGUCUCAACGUGGACAGUUUUACUGACAUCCUGGGCACCAAGCAUAUAAACUAGUACAUGACAUUGUGCUGUCAAAGAUUGAAGAUUCACUCAAGAUGUUUAUUGUCACUCCGGUUAUACAAUCAAAUGAAAUGCUUUCGCCUUGGGGGCUCCAUAAAAGAAAACAAAUAGUAUAUAUAAAAAGACAUGUAAAAUAUAAUACCAAAUUAUAAUAAACAAUAAAAGUAUCCCUUAAAGAAAAACAAUAAAGACAAUGCAUUCAAGGUGAUUGCACAGGGGCUGGAUUGUACUGUGUGUGUGUGGUUUAAGUUUAUUCUUUACUUUUGAUUAUUCUCUAAAACAUCUGAGUGGUUGAGCCUGUGAAGGCCACACAUAUGUCACUCUUUCCCAGAUUUAUUGUCCUUGCAGGAGACUGUCUGACAGGUGUUACUGAGGGAACACAGACACAGCAGAGGAGAGGGUUUUCCAUUGUCACCUGGUUUAACCCGCCGCCCUCUGCAGUGUGAUGAUUGGCCAUAACAGCAGCCCGUCAUCACGAAUAUCCAAUCAAAUCAUUGGUUGCAGGAAAUAUUUGUGUUGCCUUCAGGUUCCAAAGGUCAGAGUUCAUGUUUCGUUUGUUAAACAGUCAUUUCAGGAUUUGUUUGCAGCUUUGUUUAGAUUAACUUUAUUGUAGUCACCUUGUUUCAUCUCUGCCGGUGAUCACCAGAUGCUGUAAUGUCAUCUACAAUGAAACAAGAAGUUUCAGAGCUCUCUCUCCCGGUGCCAUGGGGGCACAUCAUAGGGAAAGUCUGGGGUCCUGAUCACGGUCGUCCUGUGUUGUGCCUGCAUGGCAGGGCUGACAACUGUGGGACAUUCAACACCCUCAUUCCCCUUCUACCCAAAGAUUGCAGAUAUGUGGCGGUGGACAUGGCAGGUCACGGUUUGUCCUCCCAUUAUCCCCCUGGAGUGUUUUAUUCAAUUCCUUCAUACGUGGCGGACGUACGCAGAGUGGUUGACGGUCUCCAGUGGACAAAAUUCUCCAUCAUAGGCCACAGUAUGGGUGGCAACACGGCUGCAAUGUUCAGUGCACUGUAUCCUGAGAUGGUGGAUGUUGUCGUACUGCUGGAUUCCUUUGGAUUUGUAACUAUAGAUCCGAAAGGAGCAUCCCAUGACAUGAGGAAGGCGAUGGAUGAGAUGCUUCUGUUUGAAAAAAAAAGAGAAGAGAAGCAAAAAGUUUACACUUUUGAGAAGGCAGCUGAGAGGCUGUUGGCUGCAAACCCGACUCUGUCUGAACAGUCGGUGCACAUCCUUUUAGAGCGAGGUCUAGUUCAAGUUGAAGGAGGAUUUGUGUUCUCCAGAGACUUGGGAGUUCAUACUAUAAAUAUAAUGCACAUCAGUUUGGAGCAAGCUCUGGAGAUGCAGUCGAAGAUUCAAGCCCCUCUUCUAGUUAUUCUAGGAGACAAAGGCUUUGGUGCAACAUCUCCAGACCCAAUCCGACAGAGAUUGCGCUCCAUGCUUCUCCAAGGAUAUCGUGACAGAAAUCACACGGUGGUGAUGGUACCAGGCGAUCAUCACGUCCAUCUGAACGACCCUGAAGUCGUCGCUCCAUUAGUUUUUGACUUCCUCCAGCCCAAAGUGCUCCCACAGCAGCUGCAGGCAUAGUGGACACACACACACACACACACACAUUUUCAUUGUGAAAUGUCACACUUCGAGUCUCAGUACGCUGCUCUCAUCUCUCGCAGAAAAGUCAUUUACAUAAUUCUAUGUUAUUAUUUGAACACUGCUAUAAAGUUUCUUCAGUGACUUUGAAUAAUCUAAAUGUGUAAACCUCCACUGAAUUGCUGAAAUUGCUGCUUUUACUAGAAAUACUAAACAUUUGCAAACUUUACACGUACAGAUAGAAGCAAAAUAUAUCUAUAGUUAGCAAGACCUCCUCGCAUCAAGGUUGUUUUUGUGCUUAGUUGGGUUUAGUUAAAAUCAUUUCACAAUGAUUGCAUUAUGAUACCUUAUUUCUUGUCUGCCUCUUGAAAAAAAAGAUGACUUGUUUGUUCAUAUGAUGUAUUUUUGCUUAGUUGUAGUUCUUAUUUUCUAAUGUUUUUUAAGUCAUUGAGUGCCUGUUCUGCAUCUUGAUAAAGACUGGUGGACUGUAAAAAGACUUUAAUCAUAAAAAUAAUUUAUAAUAUUAUAAUCUUUCCAAAACCAAAGUUACAAAGUGCUUCAGUCAAGGCUGUAAAUUAAAAUCAACAAAACCAUUUUCUGUAAUAUUAAAUAAAAAAAACGUCCUAGUUCGAUCCCUGACAAAGUGUGAUAAAUGAUAAAUACAUUUAAUUGUAAAUAAAUAUAUUACAAUGCUGUCAAUUAACCAAACCAAGAUCUGACUCAAAUCAGUUUCAGCUGUCAGAACAGAACAUAUUUUGUAAAAAGUGCUAAACUGAAUAAAAUCCCACAUUGUUCAAAUAAUCUGUUAUUUCUUCAUGUAACUUGUACGGUUUCAUCAUUUCAUUUGAAGCUGAUCUGUUUAACUCGACUGCUUUUCAUGAAUCUGACUUCUUGUGCGGAACGGAGCUAAAAAUGGCGGUCAUUAAAAGAGAUGACAUCCUCUGACAACUUCUCAUUAUGUAGGCCAAUCCUCUCUGUAUUCAGCUUUUGUCUUGGAGCCAGCAAGACAAAAAAAAAAAAAUCUUUUUGCCUCCACUUUUACUCGGGGGAGUGACUCCGUAAAACACUGCAGCUGCCGUCAGUCAGAGCAGAUAUUAGAGGUGCAGCUCACACAAAAAUGGCCCCCUUCUCUUCCUCUCAAUGUCACAUAAACUGUGUGAUGGCCUUGCUGUUAAAUGGAGUGGAAUUGAUUUUACGCAGCGAGCAGCAAGGCGGCGAGCAUCCACAGACAUCUGAAGCCCCCCCCCGCAAAGAAAAAUGAUUAUAGUUAUAUAAGUUUCCCUCCCACUCCCUCCAUCCUCUCCACCAUCAGCAGCAGGGGUGUUGUCAUAGCAACACCCACCCCUCCUUUUUUGAACGUCAGAGCCAGGAGCUCGGAGGAUGAAGCCGCAUGCAUGCAGCUUCUGUCUCUUGUGCCUCUCGGAGAGCACAUGCAACGGUCGGAGCUGCGGCGCUGGAAAUAAUCUGGUGAUUGAUUUGACAUCACGUACAAUCUACGACCAAGAGACCAACUGAGUCAGCAGCGUCUGCAGCAGUGAUGUCGUGGCUGUUCCUGGACUGGUUCGUCCCCCUCUACCUGCUGGUGUCGGUUUUGGUGCUGGCAGGCUUCGGAGCGUGCCUUUACUUCCUCGAGCCCGGGCUGCAGGAUGCCCACAAGUGGAGCAACAAAACAGUCCGGCAUCACCCGCUGGUGGCCAGUGUGAACUGCAGAGAUGACGAUAGCAAUGCCCUGAUAUGAUGGAGACAGAGACGGAGAGAGGGCGAGGCGGAGCAGGGCGGGAGGCCAUCUGGACAGGGGUGCUGCCAGGACACCGGUGGGUCGGGAGCCAACACCUUAAAGAUGGAGACAGAAAAAUGGAAGAGGAGGGAUGAGAAAGGUGAAGGAGAGACUGCCACUGUCCUAUCAUUCCAACUUUUCUCUGAUCUCUUAACACACUUUGUGUCGAGAUCAGGGAAAAGCGAAGCAGAGGAGGAAGCCAAAUGCACAAGGAGGAGAAGACUUCACGCAGGAUGAGAUUGUGAGGCGGUUGGAGGACAUGUUGCCCUUUAGAAAUGUGAUUAAAACAUGAUGUAAAUUCCACGCCAUCUUAUACUCGUGCCAACUUUUACAUACGUUUUGUAAUUUGACAAUCACUUUACAUGAAUCAUGAAGUUUACUUAUAUUGUGCAUUUAAUUAGUGAAGUGAAUGACAGAAGUGCAAUGAAUUUGUUGCCAGCGGGGAAGGGUUUUUAAUCCUCUCUCUCUCUGGUGAUGUCGGCACGGCAGCUGCUGAGAAGCAUGAGGAUUGUUAGUGCCAAUAUGCCAAAAUGGUGUUAGUAGUUGACUUUAUUAUUAAAAUAAUAUGUGCUGAAUAAAUACUAACUGAUUUAUUCAAGGUGCCAAGAUUAUCCGAGAUGGACCAAGAUUACAAGAAAGCUGGUGUUUGGUAAUACUCAAAGUGUAUAUUUUUUUUGUUUUCAUUGUUUUUACUUGACAGCAUGGUGAGGAAACUGUGGGUGUGUAACGACCCUCUUUUGAUGAUCAUAUGCUUCCUUUGGUGAUACAAAAUAAAACUGUUUAAUCCUCAA
This is a messenger RNA of Sebastes umbrosus (honeycomb rockfish), 5143 nucleotides long. Its product is annotated as serine hydrolase-like protein. Bases 1649 to 2575 code for a protein of 308 amino acids. The transcript has 13 exons. The record is from RefSeq and is a predicted model, not a curated record. NCBI's taxonomy places the organism in Eukaryota, Metazoa, Chordata, Actinopteri, Perciformes, Sebastidae.